UCUGUGCGCCAGUAAACAACCGCGUCGCGCCUUGCUGCGUCCCAUGUCUCGUGCUCAACUAUGUGUCUGAGUGCCGGCAUACACAGGAAGACAGUGCGUCAUCCGUGUGCCGCUCUAUGUAGGCUCCAGUGACAAGGGACGCCCCGCCGGGGGUACAGUCAGCCGGGACUCAUGUACUUGGCUAGGAGAGGAGAACAUUAUUACGUCAGGUUGGGUCAAUCACCCAGGAAGACCAGAAGAUUUCCAUUUCUGCGAAAAGGGGAUGUCAUGUCUGCGCCGGAGCCGCAGCCGCCCCCGCCACCGCCGCCGCCCCCGCAGCCACCGCCAGCGCUGCCCCCACGUCCGCCGCCUCCACGCCCCCGACCACGGCCACGACCACGCCGCUCUGCUUCCGGUGACGCGGCCGUCGAUGCCGCUGACGAUAUCCAGCCAGACUCCUCGCACAACGCAGAAGCCACUUCCCACCUCCAUGGGCCUCCACCCGCCCUGUCACCACCACCACAAGCUCUGCCACAUUCCUGCUGGCUCCGAAAAUAUGUUUUCCUCUGCACAGCAUGUGGAGGACUGUCUGUACUCUUGGGAAUACUGUUUCUCACAGUAUACUUCAUGCUACGAUCAUACACUUCUUCACUGAAUUACUUUGAGACUGUACCAACUUAUGUACCAGCAACUAUGCUCAUUGUCACUGGAUUAAUUGUGAUGUGUUUGGCAAGUAGGAAGAACCGUUACGAAUACCUGAUCAAGCUGUGUGGGAUAUGUUGUUUAGUUGGCGGUGUGCUGUGUAUUGUGGUGACCAUUAGCACAACAGUUAUACAUAUGAGUAGGCUCCAAACUCUACGUGAAUGUAUGUACACACAAAAGACACAGACCUGCACAUGCUAUUCUGCUUUGCUACAGUCAUCAGACAAAACGGAGGAAGGUUUACGGUAUGUUUUCAACUCAACACCAGACUGUGAUGUCAUCCAUGGAGCACUCUACUCAUGCUUACGAGCUUUAUUUGGAUUAUCUGUUAUUGGAAUUCUAAUAUGUAUUUUUUCUUGUAUGCUGGUCUAUCAGCUUCUCAGUCAUGAAAAAAAGAAAAUGUACUGGGAACAAUUGGAGAUGAGGUGUCGUUAUAUGUAUCGACAACAGCACACAGCACGCCACUGCAACUGCUGCGAUGAUUGCCGCUACCCACUUCCACAUGAAGGAUUCCCUUGGGAGGUUAUGGAUGAGAGCAGAUACUGGACACCACGCAGAGUGGGUAACCUAUAUUCACCAAACCCAGGUGAAGAUGGGAAUUCAAAUACACACAGGCCUACAUCUGGCUGGAGCUGGUGUCGUUUGCCCUGGGCUCGAGGCAAUACAACCAACCAAAAUACCAGAGAAAGCAGUCAAAAUUACCGGAAUACCACUAGCAGUCCAGACAGUCAAUAUGGUUUCAGCAGCCGUCCCAAUCCAGACAUGCAUAACCACCAGGGAGAGAGGAGAGUUGGUGUUGCAUCUGUACAAGUGGAGAGUUAUGGCCCAGGUUACUACAUGUGGGGACCACCACCGCCAUACUCAAACCAUAGUAGUCCAGCUCAUCGUGAACCUAUCCUUGGUGUGCUCCCACAUUCUAGUUCUAUGAGCCCACCAUGUGUCAGUCAUGUUCACAGACACUGUCAUGUACAAGGCCAGUUUCUUGGAGAGCAGAACUGCUUUGGUAAUUCACAGCUCCAGGCAGCAGGCUCCAAUGACACAAAUGUGGAAGAAGUUAGGAAAAAUGUGCUUACUGAAAGUUAUACAAAUGCAGAUGAAUCAAAAUUACCUGCUUCAGCUGACAGUAGCAGUGAAAAUACUAAAAAUUCAUCAGUUAGUAGAGAAAGAGUAAGUAACACACUCCCAGUACGAAAAGCAAAGAAGAGGAUAGAUAUUUCAUCUGUGAAAUCAGUUGCUAACAUACCAUUUUCUGUUGAUCAAAAGAAACAGCACACAUCUCCAACUCAUGUUGUUGCUAUUAAUACAACAUCCAGUUUCCCACGAAACAGUAUACAAGUAUUAUUUGGUCAACAACGUCAGAUAACAGAAGCAUACCGCAGUCAAAGUAUGUCUGAAAAAAUAGCAUUAAAUGAUUUUAAUGUUGCUGAUAAAUUGACUCCACAUCGUUUGGAAACGACUGAUGGUCAUUCAGAGCCAGAGGAUGAUGGAAGACUGCCAAAUCACAGAUCACCACAAAUGCGAGGAGUGGCAAGUUCAGCUUUUACUGUACAUGAAGCUCCACAUGGAAAUGGAAAUGAACCAACUGAAUCUGAGGUUUAUUUUGCUGAUGUUUCUUCUUGCUGUAAUGUGUCUGUUCACAAUGAUGGGCCAGAUUCAUCUUUCUAUGAUGAAGCUUCAGCUCCACAGAAACAAAAUGUUACAGCUUCUUCAGCAGAAGAGCCUAUUGUUCCCAAACCAGAAGUAUUACACCAAGUAUCACAGUGUUUUGCCACAUCAGAUAAAAGUCAUCAUCUUAAUAUGAAGCAAACAGGCAUACAGCAAAGAAGCAGUGUCACAACAAAGCAUGUUAAUUUAAAAAAUACUUCAGAAAAUGAAUUGGGAGUAUCAGAAAGUAAUAAUCAAUAUCAUAACAAGUGCAAGCAUGAAAUUAUUGAUUCUGAAUGUAAAAAUUCAACAACUGAUAUUUUUAAUCACCAAAAACAUACGUUAUCAAACAGUUGCUUUCAUUUCAUAUUAACAAGACAGAGGAGCCUGUCAAAAGAUAAUUUGUCAGUGGGCAAGCAGGAAGCAUCACAUCAUAAUAAUUUAUUGUGCAAUAAGCAACAUAUUGAACCAAAAUCUCAUGAUGAUUAUGACACUUCACAAAAUAUCCAACAGUCAGCCAUGUCACUUUCAGACUGUGAAGCUGGUGUUACUUCUCAUGUACCAGAUAAUAAUGAAAAUUGUUAUACAUGUCAGGUAACACACUCUCUGCCACAAUGUGACAAUUACAAUCACAAUUCAGUAUACUGUAACAAUGAUGUUGUCAUAGGAGAUACCAUUACAAGCCCAGAGCCCUCAUCAGUUCUAAGAAUACCCAAUGAUGAAGUAUUAGUGAGCAACAAGAAUAACCAGGAUGAAACUCCCUGCAUCUCAGCAGUGCUGCAGCUGAGUAAGCUUCACAUACAUCAGCAAAGGAACAGUAUUCAUAAAGCUAACAGUGAGCCUCUAGACAGCUUUCCCUUACUACAAAGAAAUAAACAUUUUCUGGCUCCUGAUGCACAGUAUGAAACAAUCCCUGAACAGCCACUGCAAAUAGCCAAACCCCAGCUUUUACACACUCACUGGCAUCACAAAAAUUUUAUUACAGUACAUGACACCUUUAAUGGAAAUAAUGUGGUAAACACUACAGGAAGACUUAAUGCAUCCCACUGCACAAACUUUAACUCCCCAGCAUCAUCAUCUCCUAGUGACAGAUGUUUAAAUUUUUUGGUCCCUACAGUGGCUAAUGUGGAUAGCUCCAUGAGACUGUCAAAUAAUCCAAACAACAUCAACAGUAGUAGGAGCUUCAUAGAAGGAUUGUAUCAAGCAAAUGCCAGUACUGAGGAAGAAUCUGAGUCACAGACACAGCAAACUUCGACCUGCUAUAGUGAUGCUACUUUGGACUCUGGAUGCCAUAGUGGAUCUGAAUUUGCUGCCACUCACCAGAGUGGCAGCACAAGAGGAAGAAACCAUAGUUCUAGAUCAGAAUGUGGAGGAGAAGUAAUGGGUGUUGUCGCAGUUCGUUCAGUUAAUGUAUAAAAGUACAAGAAGAGGAGCAGCUGUUUGGGUCAAAAACAUCCAGCUGAAUAAAUUGUAUAUAAGACUAAAAUGCAGAUUUCUUUCAGUCAUGAAAUGAUUCUUCCUAGCACAUCAAAACUGAGAUACAGAUUCUAAAACUGUAACAUACUCUAUAUUUCUGUGAGUCAGCUCAGUUUUUGUUCAGUGUAUCAUUUGUUGUUACAUAUCACAUUGAUAUUUUUGCUGCAGCUGUGUUGUUUCUAUGUUGAAGCAAAUAGGAGGAUAAUUCAGAUGCCAUUUUAAGUACAAAAAUGCAAAAAAAAAAUUAUCUACACAUGUUAAAAAUUGUGCAUUACAUACUGUGU
This is a messenger RNA of Schistocerca nitens (vagrant locust), 4085 nucleotides long. RefSeq lists its product as uncharacterized. The transcript has 9 exons. The record is from RefSeq and is a predicted model, not a curated record. Bases 172 to 3741 code for a protein of 1189 amino acids. NCBI's taxonomy places the organism in Eukaryota, Metazoa, Arthropoda, Insecta, Orthoptera, Acrididae.